Messenger RNA from Lotus japonicus, 2354 nucleotides. Its product is annotated as U-box domain-containing protein 13-like. The record is from RefSeq and is a predicted model, not a curated record. The transcript is spliced from 5 exons. Gene Ontology annotation, cellular component: nucleus; cytoplasm. Gene Ontology annotation, biological process: cell surface receptor signaling pathway; protein ubiquitination. Gene Ontology annotation, molecular function: ubiquitin-protein transferase activity; protein binding. NCBI's taxonomy places the organism in Eukaryota, Viridiplantae, Streptophyta, Magnoliopsida, Fabales, Fabaceae. The coding region runs from base 92 to 1981 and encodes 629 amino acids.
CGGAAGCGGAAACUGAAUUGCAUUUGUGGGACCCACCAAACAAAGCAAAAAGCGUCCCUUUUCUUCCCUUUCCAUCCCAGAAUUGAAGUCGAUGCAAAUGGCGGCGGAGAGCAAAGGUGGUGGUGUUGUUGUUGGGGUUCUCCGGAGCCUGAUCAACGUUGCCAACGAAAUCUCUCACAUCACCACCGUCAACCGCCUCCUCAAACCCCAAUGCCGUGACCUCAGUCGCAGAAUCACCGUCCUCGCGCCCCUAUUUCACGACCUGCUCGACGUGUUCUCCUCCGUUCCGCACAAUGCUCUCGUUUCGCUCCACCAAACCCUCCUCUCCGCCAAGGAACUGCUCCUCUUCGCUACCCAACGAAGCCAAUUCUACAUGAUACUCGAGUGGGAGCAAAUUAAGCAAAAAUUCUGUGAUCUCGCUGCUCGUUUUCAACAGGCAAUGAUCGAGAUCUCUUGGGAUAAGCUUGAUGUUUCUCUAGAAGUUAAGGAGCAGGUUGCACUUGUGACUGCUCAGUUUAAAAGAGCCAAAGACAAUUUUGAUCCUCCAGGUUUUGAGCUUCAUGAGCUCCUGGUGUCUAUUUUUAAACAGGGCUGUGACGUGAAUAAUGCUGGACCUGCUGAGCUCCGAUUGAUCUGUGAAAAGCUGCAAAUUAUGAACGCAGAAGACCUCAAACAAGAGUCAAUCGCUCUGUGUAAGAUGGUUGAGGACAAGGGUGGUUGUUUUGAGAAAAACAUGCAGGAGAUGUCUAUGGUGUUGAAAAAAUUUGAAGAUUUCAUGCUGAUGGAAUCUGCAGACUUUGGUUCCUCUCCUCGUACUGGCGAGUUGUGCUGGAAACUAAGUUCUCAGUUACCGGUUAUACCAGAUGAGUUUCGCUGCCCGAUAUCUCUAGAGCUGAUGAAAGAUCCUGUUAUCAUUUGCACAGGGCAGACAUAUGAACGAGGCUGCAUAAAGAAAUGGCUUGACGCCGGGCAUGGAACAUGUCCUAAGACUCAGCAGAUUCUUCCCAGUCCCAUUCUCAUACCUAACCAUGUUCUAUACAACCUGAUAUCAAAUUGGUGUGAGGCAAAUGGAAUGGAACCACCUAGAAGGUUAGGAAGUUUACGGCUCUGUAAGGCAACAUCAGAUGGAGCUUCGAAAUUAUUAGAUAUUGAUGCCCUAAUCAGCAAACUUACUUCUAGUGACAUUGAGAGUCGGCGAUGUGCAGCAGGGGAGCUCCGUCUUCUUGCCAAGCACAAUGGUCAUAAUCGAAUGCUGAUUGCCGAAGCUGGUGCUAUACCCCUCCUUGUUGAUCUUCUCUAUGUACCUGAUACUGGAACCCAAGAGCAGGCUGUUACUGCUAUUCUCAACCUGUCUAUCAACGUGGAUAAUAAAGAGUGCAUCAUGGCUUCUGAGGCUGUGCUGGGAAUCAUUCAUGUGCUAAACAAUGGUAGUAUGGAAGCUCGGGAAAAUGCAGCUGCCACCCUUUUCAGCCUCUCCGCCGUGGAUGAGAACAAAGUGGCAAUUGGUGCAUCUGGAGCAAUCAAGGCACUAGUUACUCUAUUUUGCGAAGGAAGUCAAAGAGGGAAGGUGGAUGCUGCUGCGGCACUAUUCAAUCUGUGUUUAUAUCAAGGGAACAGAGGACGAGCAAUUAGGGCUGGUAUCGUGCCCAAGUUGAUCGAAAUGCUAACCGAACCUUGUGGGGAGAUGAGGGAUGAGGCAUUGGCGAUCAUUGCUAUAGUAGUUAGCCAUCCUGAUGGAAAAGCAGCAAUUAGUUCUAUGAACGUUGUGGUCACUUUGGUGGAAUUAAUCAAUAAUGGAUCUCCUAUUAACAAAGAGAAUGCAACUUCUGUGCUGGUGCACCUCUGUAGUGGAGAUCCACUACAUCUGCAAAUUGUCAAUUCAAUUGGGGUGAUUGAUUCUCUCAAGGACCUGGCAGAAAAUGGUUCAGAAAGGGGAAAACGUAAAGCUGUGCAGCUUCUUGAGUUGAUUGGCAUUUACUGACGAUUCUUAAUAUUCUAGGCAACAUGUCAGCUAGAUUUUAGGUGCUGCUGUUGCCACAGUAAGUUGCAGUUCUUAGCAUUAAUAGUGGUUAAGAAUAUGAUUUACAAUAAUAGAUUACAAGCAUAGGUCGGUAAUAUUUCCUUUUCAAUUUUUAGUUAAAAGGAAAUAUUCAUUUCAUUGAUUCAUCAACCUAUUAUUUAGUUGAAUUUAAUCAUUUGUGCUUGAUUAAGUCAACCUAUCAUUUAGUCAACCUUUUUGGCUGUAGUUGAAGUACAGAAAUUUGAAUAUUUUUUCAUCUUAACCUCCUUACAUUCAUUUGUUGCAAUUCAAUGAAAUGACUUUUGAACAGUGUUCAGCCUCAUGUUUACCUGUU